CAAGAUGCACACAAGAUCGGACUUGGGUACAAAUGUACCAGCCUUCCUUGCCAAGCUUUGGACGAUGGUUGAGGAUCCGCAAACCAACAACCUUAUUUCCUGGUCAUCCAUUGGAAAAAGCUUUUUUAUUAAAAAUCAAUCGCAGUUUACAUCCGAGUUAUUACCAUAUUACUACAAACAUAGUAAUAUGGCUAGUUUUAUUCGACAGCUAAAUAUGUAUGGAUUUCACAAGAUGGUAUCUGCAGAAUUGGGCGGCCUAAAAUGUGAUAAAGAUGAAAUGGAGUUUGCGCAUCAGUACUUUUGCAAAGGUUUACCUCAUUUAGUAGAGAAUAUUAAAAGAAAAGUUACAUCUAACAAAAGUCAAGAUUUAUCUUCUUUUAAACCCGAAAUACUGGAAAUGAUGUUAACUGAAAUAAAAGAAAUGAAGAGUCGUCAAGACAGUAUGACUACUAGUUUAAAGGAAAUAAAAAUGGAAAAUUCAACAUUGUGGACAGAAUUAAUGAUAUUGAGACAAAAACAUUUGAAGCAGCAACAAAUUAUUAAUAAAUUAAUUCAAUUUCUUGUUACUCUUGUACAACCAUCUAGGAGUGGACUACCUGUUAAAAGACGAUAUCCAUUAAUGAUAAAUGAUUCAAAUCGUUUACAUAAACGAAGUAAAUUGUCUAAGUCGCAAGAGUCUCCUACAGGACCAGUAAUUCAUGAACUUGAUGCAUCGGAACCUGAUGUGGAUUCAGACUACAUUGUUGCUGACAUAUUGAAAAAUGAAAAUCCAACCGUUCAAAGUCCACAAGAACAUACUGAAAUACUGACAGAUGAGGAAAAUAUGGGGAUUGUAAAUACAUUUGAAGAUACCGUUCAGAAUCCUAAGGUUGAGACAAAGAGAAAACGUGCUUGCAAAGGCAAAAAGAAGAGGAAAAACAAAGUGCCUGUCAGAAUUUUCAUUCCAACAUUGGAAAACGGAAAAAAAUCAACAAGAGAAGAAUUGCAUAUGCUUGAAAUCUCCGAUGAAGACGAGCCUGUGAGUUUACUGAAAAAUGCUUCCAUUGGUUCUAAACCAGUACCUACAGCGUCUAUGCGUAGUUCUAAACUCGCAGCGAUGGCAGCAAAUAUUAAAUCUCAAGUUGCUGACAAUGAUGCAGAUUCAGCUGAUUUGGAGGAUACUAUGGAAGUUUUGGACAACAAUUCAUCAAUAGUGAAAUUAGAAAAUAUAAUUACCUCGGAAAUGUUAAUUACCUCGGAAAUGCUCCAUAAUAGUAACAUUCAAAAUAAUCUUGAGAAUGAAGAAAACAGUAACAGCAAUCCUAAUAAAAUGAAUAAGAUGAUUAAUCAAACUGAUAACGAAAGAAGUAUUUUAGUAACAAAUAACAUUGAGCAAUACAAUAAAAAAAGUAUAGUACAAUCACAAACAGAAGAUAAUAGUUAUGACAGAGCAGGCGCAAGUUCAUCGAAAGAUUUAUUGGUGAGCUGUGUCAAUUCCUCUGGAAUAUCUGAGACCAAUUACAGGGAAGAACUAAACAAUCAUGUAGAAACAGCGCAGAAUAACUUGGACAAUUUUCGUGAAGUGUUCCUAAGUGAUAAUUGCAACUUGGAUGCUAAUACUUUACUUGAAUUGUUUAAUACUGAAGAUGCGAUGACGUUUGGAUUAUCAAUUAAUUCAGAAUUGAAUCCACAUUGUAGCAGAGAAGAUGAUGAUGCUGUCAAUGCAUCUGCUGGUGGCGAACUUAUGACGUAUAAUCCUCCAUUAGAAUUCGACGACAUGUUUAUGGGAAAUGAUACGAAUCUAUUAGAUUUACAGAUGACUGGUCUUUAUACUAAUUCUAUGGAUUUCGAAGAUUCUAAGAAUCAUGCACUUCUUGAUACGUCUGGUAACCAAUAAUGCGAAUUUAAAAUCGUAAACAUGCUUAAUUAAGAAGUAGA
Cyphomyrmex costatus is the source of this 1917-nucleotide messenger RNA. RefSeq names its product heat shock factor protein. The record is from RefSeq and is a predicted model, not a curated record. Gene Ontology annotation, molecular function: sequence-specific DNA binding; DNA-binding transcription factor activity. The transcript is spliced from 11 exons. NCBI's taxonomy places the organism in Eukaryota, Metazoa, Arthropoda, Insecta, Hymenoptera, Formicidae. The coding region runs from base 5 to 1876 and encodes 623 amino acids. Gene Ontology annotation, biological process: regulation of DNA-templated transcription.